GUACGCACCCCAACGGCGUUGCCAUGGGGACCCAGAGGCUGCAGCCAGCCUGUGGCAGCGCCGCCUGCCUCGUGGCUCUUUGGACCUUGCGGCGGCGACAGUGGGAGCAUCAUGGAGCCUUCAGUAAGGACGGUCAAUACGACCGAGAAGCGGUGGAGCCUCGGCCGCUGCCGGCAUUUCUUCUGGCUGGGCGUCGUCUUCGACAUGGUGGGCGUGGCGGUGCUGUUCACUGGCGUCUUUGUGGACCUGGACUUCUACGACUUGCUGGUCUACCUGGGCUCCGCCAUCAUCUUCCUUAGCCUCCUCUGGUGGGCCUCCUGGUACACCGGCAACAUCGAGCUGCUCCCCGAAGAGACCCUGAAAGUCUCCUCCUUGCCCUCUGCCUCCUUGGUGGAGGCCCUGCGCCACAGCGCCAGCCACUCCCUCUCUGUGAACAUCCAGACCGUCCCCGACAACUUGCUGAUGCAGCGGCGGCGUCGUAGGAGGACCCUUCAAAGAGAAGCUUUCCUGACCGUGCCUGUCUCGGUCCACAUAGAAGAACGGCUGGGAAGGAAAAGCAAGGACAAAGAUGGAGAGGAAGGGGUCAAGGAGAGCAACGCCUCUCAAGACUUUGGCAAAGAGGAUCUGGGUCCCGAGCCUGAAGAUGACAAAAAUUCGGAGACCGAUGGCUCCCCAGACCGGGAUGCCCAGCCGCCGUCGAUUGAUCAACCGCCUGCCACCCAUCCAGUGCAUCCUGUGUUCCCUCUGCACCAGCCUGUGCCUUCCGCUCUCCACGCCACUAAGAGCCUGAUUGUAGCCCCCUCCAUCUCUGCUAGACACCCUGUAGCCAUUUUUGCUUCUAAGAGCCAGCCUGUAGUUUCUUUGGCUUUUAAGAGCCAAGUUGCUGACCCCAUGGCCUCUGAGAACCACCUCCAGGUCCCUGCUGUCUCUCUGAGCGAGCCCCUGAUUCCUGUGGCCUCGCAGGGCCAGCCCCAGAAUCUUCCUCGGGCCUCUCAAACUCAGUCUCCACCACCUGGUUUGGUUUCUGGAACCCAGUCACUGGCCACCCAGGUCCAUAUGGGGCAGCCUGUAUCUGCCCAGUCCUUUACUAUUGUGGACCCACAGGCCUCUCAGGCUAUCGAGGACUUGGAGGCCCUACUUCAAAUGCAACAGGCCAUCCCCAGCACCUCUGUAGUGCAGGAGAGUUCCCUGAGCCAGUAUUCAAGUGUCCUGAAGGUUCCUGAGAUGUCGGUUGCUCAGGUUUUGGAGGCUCUGCCACAACCCAGCCAGAAACCAUGUCAGAAACCAUCUACCCUGGCCACCGCAUCAUCUGCCCCUGAUGGCUCAGCUUCAGCCACUGAGACCCAGCAGUCUGUCCCCACUGACAAUGCUGCAGCCUCCGUGGCAGCGAAGAAAAGUCACCCUCUCUAGUAGGGACCAAAUCCCAGCCAUUGGCGUGGCUGCACAAGCCUCUGCCAAAUUUAACUGCCAGCUUCAUAAAAGCUCAAAUCCUUCAUCUUGUUUUGGGAACCUCCAUGUGGAGUCCUGACCUCUCACAGACCAGUGGACUUACUAGACUGCUUCUGCCAAGUGUAUCUGUUUCAGUGUUGGGACAGUUUUCCAGUUUCAAAUGAUAAAGUUAUUCACUGCCAGAAUUUUAAGCUGUAAUAAACUGUGCUAUUCCAAAUGAA
Macaca mulatta (Rhesus monkey) is the source of this 1670-nucleotide messenger RNA. The record is from RefSeq and is a predicted model, not a curated record. NCBI's taxonomy places the organism in Eukaryota, Metazoa, Chordata, Mammalia, Primates, Cercopithecidae.